UUUGAGACACAACCACUGUCCCUAGUGAAGUCACAUCCUCCUCUAUAUAAACAAAAAAAAACAUACACUAGUUUAUUCCAGCUAGCUGGACACACUACAGUUCCUCUUCUACCGAAUACAUCUAACAUCUGUCACAGCAUUUACUGUAGUAUUUCCCAUGUAAACGGGACAAAACAUGGCUCGGAAAUUAUCUAGCUCUGCUGUAUUUAGUGAUGUUGAAACUAGCUAACCUGUUUUCCUUUCGUUUUACGGUGAACAAAUCACCGAUUAUUUUAUUUUUGACCGUGUUCUCAGUUUGAAGUGUCUUGUGAUUCGCUAUUUGUAUUUAUUCAUCAAGUAGUCUUUAACUGUAUUAUUAGUUUUCAGUGGCAUAUCAGUGGAGAUUGCUAACUAAACCAUUAGCCACCCACUUACAGUAUUUGUCUGUCAGUAAAGUCACUCUGAAGUCCCGUCAACUGAUACGUUAAAAGCGCAGUGUCUUUUUCUACAAACCCAAAUAAUCAUGACUGCCAUGCGAGUGGAUGCUAAAGUGGUCAUGCUUGGCAAGGAGAGUGUUGGUAAAACCAGCCUGGUGGAAAGAUACGUACAUCGCCGCUUUCUUGUGGGACCUUAUCAAAAUACUAUAGGGGCUGCGUUUGUUGCAAAAGCCCUCAAUGUCGGUGACAAAGUGGUUACGCUGGGAAUAUGGGACACUGCUGGGUCUGAACGUUACGAGGCCAUGAGCAGAAUCUAUUACAGAGGAGCCCGUGCUGCCAUUGUCUGCUAUGAUUUGACUGACAGCAGCAGUUUUAAAAGGGCCAGGUUCUGGGUGAAGGAGUUACAGAACUGUGAAGAGCACUGUAAAAUAUAUUUGUGUGGUACCAAGAGUGACCUAAUUGAAGCCGAUCGAAGUGUGCGGCAAGUAGACUUCCAUGAUGUUCAAGACUUCGCAGAUGAAAUAGGUGCUCAACAUUUUGAGACCUCCAGCAAAACAGGAAAAAAUGUUGAUGAGGUGUUUCAGAAGGUGGCUGAAGAUUUCAGUAGCUGUGCUUUAGAGUUCAUGCAAGGAACACUUUUUGGACCUGAGAAUAUUGACUACAGCAAAUAUCAACAGUGCAUGGCAAUCCAUUUUACCAAAAAGAAAAGACGCCAAGUAAGCUUUAGGGACAGAUGCCAUUGCAUGGAGAUGAUCGUUGCCAAUUUUCACAAACAAUGCCUUGUGAUUCAUCACCUUUUAUAAUUUAAAGUGUCUCCAUUUUAUAGAUCUUUUGAGGAUCGCCAUGUUUACACCCUUCAUUUAUCACACUCUACUGAUAAAUGCACGUCCACACUAAACUGAAGCCAUUUAAGUUGCAGUUUUCACAGAUCUGAAACCAGAUCUGAAAACACUUUCUCAUGAUAAUGGUUUGGAUGUUGAUGGGGUGGAAGAUCACAGAGAGUAAAAGGCAGUUUCCCAUUCAUGCUCGGCUGAAAAGCUGCUGUCAAUAUGUUAAAGGCUAAUAACUAUGGUCACUUGAACAUUAUAUCAUGGUGAAUUUGAUAUCUGGAAAUAUCACAAAAACUGUUUGCAGUUUGCAGUGUUUGAUAAUCAAGCCCAAAGUUUCCUGUAUCAUGUUGUCCAUUAUUUGCAGUUGACUGUUUGACAUAAUAGAUCUAUCCUGCAUUCCAAAAGUGAGUUUAUGUGCAGCCUUUGAUGAAUGUGAUGUUAAUGUUUACAAUGUUAUUUCAAUUAUUAUUUAAUUUUACGUCAAUAUAGUUUGGGUAAGAUAUUGUAAACUGGGACACUAACUGUUGUGAACGUGUACUUUACGUGAACUUUACAGCCUUAGUUCGUUCUCAAUUCAUAUUGUGAAUGUAUUAAAUACUGCUCAAAGAGGCCUGUAGCUAAAAAUAUGGUUCUUGUGAAAACAUUUGCGUAAUUUACGUCGGAUCCUGAUAUUGUGCCAUUUUUUUACCGGGCAUCCUACAGGAAAGAAGGGCCCAAUAAUAAUUUACUUUCUUACAGAUUAUGUGAAUAUUAUCAAAAAAAAAAAAAAAGCUAAAGCAUGUGAUCUUAAACACCUCUUGCAUAUACAGAGCAUUUUUACCAAGUUUAAGUGUAUCAAAAUUAUAUAAGCUAAGCAGCCCAAGUCAUUAUCAGAUAUUGGAACAAUAAAAUAUCAAGUGUGCGUGCAGUAUGCUUAUCAAUACUGUAAAUGAAUCCUAGAACUUUGAGGGGUAAUCGCCUAAAUUCAACAUGGAUUUUUUCCCCCAACAUAUCAUAUUCAUCCUUUGCUGCCUAUUCCUGCUUGCCCUCACAUGUGUAAGUUAUUUUUGUUUAAGAUCGACUCUCUCACCAAAAUAAUUAGCAAUUCUGUGUACUGCAUCAGAGAACAAAAUUCAUUGAAUAUUCUGUAUCAUUCUUGUACAUUACCAAAUACUCAUAUAUAUAUAUAUGUGAUUUUGUAGAAAUUAAACUGAAAAUUUAGACAUUUAGACAUUUUCUGCACUUUCAAGAUCUUUUACACAAAGAAAAUGAAAUUAGCUGCAAGAGUUUUGCGUGGUGACACUAUUGCCAUGACAGUUGCCUCAAAUUCUCAUUAAAAUUCUCAUUACUGUAUAGAAUACAGAAAUUAAA
Molecule: messenger RNA, 2596 nt
Organism: Megalobrama amblycephala (Wuchang bream)
Lineage: Eukaryota; Metazoa; Chordata; Actinopteri; Cypriniformes; Xenocyprididae
Gene: rab24
Product: RAB24, member RAS oncogene family
Exons: 9
Coding region: 503-1219 (238 amino acids)
Molecular function (GO): GTP binding; GTPase activity
Source: RefSeq, a predicted model, not a curated record